Molecule: messenger RNA, 806 nt
Organism: Cannabis sativa
Lineage: Eukaryota; Viridiplantae; Streptophyta; Magnoliopsida; Rosales; Cannabaceae
Exons: 5
Coding region: 143-724 (193 amino acids)
Biological process (GO): proteolysis
Molecular function (GO): cysteine-type peptidase activity
Source: RefSeq, a predicted model, not a curated record
UGAAUUCCUAAGGCUCAAAGAUAAACGUGAUAUAAUCACAAUUUCUGUCCCCCGAGGAUUCAUUGCACCGCGUACCCAGAUCACGUUAUCUGGAGAGGAUUUGCAGCAGGUUGCUACGUGUAACUACAUCGGCAACCAGGGAAUGCUGUUUGGAAUGAUGCACAUAUGGGAGAGCAUCAACGGUCUGAGAAAAAUUUUCAAGUUUUACGACCCAGAGCUUCUCACAGUGCAUGGGAUCAACGAUGAAGAACAGAGUCAGUCUUUUGACGAUGCGGCAAGACGAUUGGCUAAUUGGUUAUCAUUAAUGAACAACAACCACCAAAUGUUCUUUAUUCCUUGGAAUAUCGGGAUGCAUUGGACGCUAGUGGUGGUUGCGCCAAGGAAAAUUAUCCAUUUAAACCCUGUAAAAGGCCGCCCAAUUCCCGAAGAAAUAGAACAAAUGAUCGGAAGGGCAUUCAUGUAUAUAGGGGACGCACAUCAGUAUCUUGGCCCGUGGCAAGGAAUUUCACAAGCAAACUGUCCAAGACAACCUAAAAGCCAAGAAUGCGGUUUUUAUGUUUUGAAAUAUAUCACUGACAUCGUCGCACGUGCCAACCCCAACCGUUACAUACAAGAUCAAAAAGCUUUUGGGGGUAAGAAGCAAUACGAUCCAAAAACAGAAUUGUUACCACUACAGCGAAAGUGGAUCGAACAAUUGAUGGCGGUGAUUCACGGUGACGAUUGAGGUUCAAAGGUCGAAGAAUUUUUCUUCAUUAUGUAAUUUUUAUAGAUUAACUUGUAAUUAGAUUUAUUAACUUAUUAAUAUU